GAAUGAAGAAUGAAGAUGCUGUAGGGCUCUCGAUUAUAUUAUCAGUGAGUGCAGACAUCUAGAUAAUUAUCUAUGGUACAGACACUGACAUGCACUGACACUCACUGUCACUUGCACUGUGUACUUUAUAAUAGAUAAAAUGUCUGACUAUCUCACAAUAGCAGAUCUUAAGAAAGUGUACUUAGUCACGUUUGAUGCUCGAGUUAAGUGGCGAAACAUCUUGCUUGUUCUGGAUGUAUCCCCGGCUACUAUCAACAACGUAGGUACGAAAUGGCGUGACAAUCCUGAUGACUGCUAUCGUGAGGGACUGUCAGAGUGGCUAAUAGGUGGAGAGAGAAGCUGGGAAGAUGUGAUGGGGGCUUUGUCCAGUCCUAUUGUGGGCCAUGUUCACAUAGCCAGAACCAUUGAGAGAGACCAUGUACAGUCUACUGGUGCAAGCCAUCUCACGACUCAAAAGUUCCAGGAUGGUUCACUGACAGGAAGCUCGGACACAGUAGAGGCAAUGAAGAGGGAAUCAAAGGACACUCAACCACUCAAGAAAGGUCCCCCUCCCAGAGAGUUGAGACCUCCACUCACUCUGAAAUGGAGGAGAAGAGGAAAAGACAUGCCAAUUAAGAUGGGUGGCUCGAUACAGAGUGUUGUUAUCGGUGACACGGUGUAUGUUGGUGGAGGUGCUGCAGACAAUGAUCGGGAUGAGUGUACAGUAAUGAAGCUCGAGCAAGAUCAAUGGACCGAACUACCAGAGUACACUACUAAGUGGUUCGCUAUGACAACACUCGCUAAUCGACUAGUGCUGGUGGGAGGACGUGAUCCACUAACCAAAAAAAAACUAAUAAACUUGCAGCCUUUCAUUCAGGGAAAUGGACUUACCCGUACCCACCAAUGAACAUUGCUCGUCAUUCCUCAACAGCUGUCUCCUUCAACAACUACAUCAUUGUAGCUGGUGGACAAGAUGAUAAAGGACGUACCUCCUCUGUGGAGGUGUUGGACGUGGCAUCAAGAAGAUGGUACAUUGCUCAGUCACUACCUAACCCACGAGCAGUACCAAAAUCGACUCUCAAUGUCAUAGGAAACACUCUCUAUCUAAUGGGAGGGUAUAAUCAGACGGGGAUGACGAUCAAGACUAUGCAUUACGUCGACCUCAAUGACCUCCUUGCAAAAGCCAAAUACAACUUGGACACACCCACGCUAUGGCAAAUGACACAUGAUGCACCCCUCUAUGUAUCAGCUCCUCUUUGUGUUGGGAGGUCUUUAUUAGCCGUUGGUGGAUGUGACAACAAGGGUAACCCAAGUUCAUCGAUCCUCCUCUACCAGCCUGACACCAGGAGGUGGGUGAAAGUGGGGGACCUGCCUACUGCACGAUACCACUGCACAUGCUCAGUACUACCUAGUGGAGAAGUCAUUGUUGCCGGAGGACAGACAAAACGUUGCAUUCAAACUGUGGACUUCUUCUCUGUAUGUUCUUAGCCAUUUUGUAUUGUUUUACUUGUCAGCUAGAAUUGUGAUUGUAAAUAAAUUAUAGUAUUACAAACGACGUGUGUUAUGUUAUUGUUUUACUUGUUAUGUCUUUCCAUGAGUUAAUACAAUUUUUUUCACCUACAUAGCAUGUGUACGCUUUCGAAUAACGGAUAAAACCAAUAAUUAUAAUUAUAGUUCUUGCACCAUACAACUUGCAAUAUUGUCCGUUAUUCAUGCAGACGUUCCACUAGCUAGCUGUCUAUCA
Molecule: messenger RNA, 1723 nt
Organism: Halichondria panicea
Lineage: Eukaryota; Metazoa; Porifera; Demospongiae; Suberitida; Halichondriidae
Exons: 4
Coding region: 140-886 (248 amino acids)
Molecular function (GO): protein binding
Source: RefSeq, a predicted model, not a curated record